Molecule: messenger RNA, 7980 nt
Organism: Epinephelus moara (kelp grouper)
Lineage: Eukaryota; Metazoa; Chordata; Actinopteri; Perciformes; Serranidae
Gene: mgll
Product: monoglyceride lipase
Exons: 5
Coding region: 25-681 (218 amino acids)
Cellular component (GO): membrane
Molecular function (GO): lipase activity
Source: RefSeq, a predicted model, not a curated record
CAUGGUCAGAGUGAAGGAGAAAGGAUGAACAUCAAAGACUUCCAGGUUUAUAUCAGAGACUCCCUGCAGCACGUUGACCUGAUGAAGUCCCGCCACCCAGACCUGCCCAUCUUCAUUGUGGGUCACUCCAUGGGUGGUGCUAUCUCUAUCCUGACCGCCUGUGAGAGGCCCAGUGACUUUGCCGGAGUGGCUCUUAUAGCUCCAAUGGUCCAGAUGAACCCAGACUCGGCCACACCGUUCAAGGUUUUCCUGGCGAAGGUCCUGAACCACAUGCUGCCCAGACUCACUCUGGGCUCCAUCGAUUCCAAAUGGGUCUCACGGGACAAGAAGCAGGUGGAGGCAUAUGACGCUGAUGAGCUGAACUUCCAUGGCGGCAUGCGGGUGUCGUUCGGCAUGCAGCUGAUGGGGGCGGCAGCGCGCAUCGAGAAGGAGAUCCCGUCCAUCAGCUGGCCCUUCCUGCUCCUGCACGGUGACGCUGACAAGCUCUGCGACAUCAGAGGCUCCAAGAUGAUGUAUGAGAACGCGCCAAGCUCAGACAAGAAAAUCAAGAUCUACGAUGGAGGCUACCACGCCCUUCACCACGACCUCCCAGAGGUGGCCGAGUCCGUGCUGAAGGAGGUGACUGGCUGGAUCACAGAGCACCUCUCCGCCACGACGUCGCCAAAACCGCAAGACUCCUAGAAUCCUGACAGCUGGGUCAGCACUCCGAGGCAACUGCCAACCGCAUCUCACGAGGCCUGCUCACUUUCCAGCAGUCUGUCAGGCAUAACAAUACUACUACACUCUCUGGUCUGGAAAUACGUUUAGUUAUAUAGAUAUUAUUUUUUCAGUCUAAAAACUUUACUGAUUUUAUCCUCUGGGCAAAUUCCACUGAUUUAAAUUGGAUGAUGGGGUCAGAAACCACUUUUUAUUGUAGAUACUCAGCAGUGGUCAGUCUCCCUGCCACACAUAUGAUCCGUGAUGUGAAUCAUGUAUUUCAGGCAGUGGGCUUUUUUGGUUACGGUUUCAUUAUCUCCUCACCGAGGAGCAGCUCAAGUGUAAGCUACAGUAUGCUGGGGUUCCAAGUGCAAUAAUAAUGAAGAUUCCUCCUCAUAGCCAGGUCCUCACACUGCUUCACUGUUCUCACAGUGUCUGUAGAUGCUUCUUCUCUGCCUCCUCCUCGAUUGCACUGUUUUACAAAUGACAUGAAAUUUGACACUCGUAGAGACACUGGGAAACUUAUACUAUGAGCACACAUGACACACUCAGAUCCUCUCUUCUCCUGACUUCCUCCGCAUGUCCCUCUUCUCUGGCCCAAAGAAAACACGAGGCAUUACACAUGACGAUUGGUGUGAUCUAUCGAACUCCUGAGGCCUUAAGUCUAGUUUAAAAUUUCGUCCUGUUAGUUCGACUGCUUUGGCAGAUUGUUUUACAAAUUAACUGUGCAAUGGAUCCUGGCAAGUCUUAUAUAAUUUUUACCUCCUAAACAGUGAUAUUUAUUUAUUACGUCCCCACCACCUCCAUUUAUUGACUGAGUUAUUAGUGGACUCAGUGACUUUCCAUAUCAAAUACUACUGUCAGUGAGCCGAGUUAUGGGUGUAGGGACAUGAAGAGGAUACAGAUUAACCAUGUGAUGCUGCUCUGUCUCUCUCUCUGCAGGUGGGAAUUAGAGGGCAAAGGUCAAAAGGUCCCUUCCUUAUGUGACCUUCACUGUUUGUGUUUAGGUCCGUUAAAACUGCAGACUAGGCCCCAGCUGGAGAAUGAAAGGAGCACAUCGCUGUUACUGUGGACAAAAGAGUAGAUUUCCUCUGUCCACACAGCAUCUGCCAUUUGCUGGACACUUUUAUCCAAACCACCUUUACGUAAUGCGGCUGUGUGCAUUUCUUGCAUGGGUGGCCACAGAGGGAAUCCAACCCCUCAGAACAAUGGUGGAGUCAAAAUUUGUUUGGAAAAACAGGAUGUUUUCUGUAAUAACUUCCAGACAAGGAGGGACAGGAAGUGAUAUUACUGCGGAAUAAACUUCUGACUUCAAAACUAUAUUGAAGAUUGCACCUUAGCAGCACAGAAAUAUAGUGUACAGUCCAUACAUGUGAGUUUUCAAAUUAAAAUUCAUCCAGUUUUUAAAAAAUAGCUACAAAUCAAAGAACCCAAAUAAUUAAAAAGAUUAACUUUAUCUUUUAGCUUGUAACAUGAAUUUAGUGGACUUGGUUUUUUAAUCCUCUAAAUCCCACCUGCAGCGCGAGUGUCUAAAGCAGUGGUCAAGCUAACAUUUUUCCCAAAAGUAUAAACCUGUCACUUCUCAAAGUGUUGCAGUACUUGAAGUCAGCCCUGGCUCCAUAUAGGUCAUUAAAGAAACCAUAGCAAUAAUGUCACAGUAGCCUGUAUUUUUGGUAGCUGAUAAUUAUAAGCUAGACAGACGCACACUGAACUCACCAUUUUAUAUUGUCAGGUAGGCUGUAAUUAGCAGGUAUUGCUACGUGCUAAGCUUUUCCCACGUAUUCAGUAAGCAUGAAAAAGUUUCAGCAGCAUGAGUGGAGAGUUUUAAAUUGUUCAUCCGCCCCCAAAAUCAAACAUGGGAAGGGAUCAAAAAUGAUGUGGCAAGUCAGACAUACAGUGUGUUAGUUGACAUCUAGUGUGCACUCUCUGGAAACGGAGUCGACUGUGUCACUCCGGCUUUUUAGGAGGGUUUUCUCUCUGUCAUUCAGAGUUCAAAGGGACUCAUGCAGAGAGUGUAGGGGAAGCACAGUAUGGUAUCCACGGUGACCGUUACUCACGUGUAACCACAGCAGCAGGCUGGCGGCAAGGUAGACAUUUUUUAUUCAGUUUUACAUGUGUUGUAACCACGGUGAUCACCACAUGACUGAUAGAAUGAGAUGAAUUUCUGGCUUCAUGCCCGCUCUGUCUCUUUUUCUCUCCAACUUUCUAUUUCCUCACUCUGUCUCUCCCUGCCUCACCCCGUGUCACCCUGUCUCACCACCUUUUUUUUUUUUUUUUUUUUUUAGUUGCUGUGGUGACCAGCGCUCUUUGUUCUGUCCGUCACAGAGCCCCUUGUUCCACUGCUAAUUCAAACAUCUUGUAAUGUCAGCCACCCACACUGUCCCUAGUGGUCAAUUAGCAGAACAGCAACAGGUUACAUGUGUUACUGUUUCAGCUGGCUUUUUUGUUCUGGCCAGAGAGCUGCCACUCAUUUAACAGGGGACGCAUUGCUUAACCUGCCUCUGACUCUGCUCGGCUUGAUGCUGUUUCAAACCCACUAAAUGGCUUCAGGGACACAAAAACCUGACAUUUCUUAGUCUACAUGUGAGAGUGUGACCUAAAAUUGCUCCUCACUCACAUGCCCUGCAGACAUUUCUUAUCUUUGAUCUGGUUUUCCGUUUUUAUCUUUAUUGUCUCUGAUGUUUGCAAACUGUUCUCUGAUCUUGGGACUGAAACCACUGAGUUUCAUUAGGAAAAGUAAGGCAAGGUGAGUUUAUAUCAUACACUUUCUACACAUAUCAAAGUGCUUUACAGACUGGCUGAAAUGCAUCAAAUAGGGAAUCAUAAGAUGCUAAAAUAACAGGAUUCAAAGAAAAGAGGGAGUUCAGCAUGCAGUUACAUCGCCCUAUCCUUUUUCUCAGGCAUCAGAAGGCAUUUUGCCAAACCGAAUGUCAGGUUUCAUCGCCAUGGGUGCCAACAUGGAUUGAGGUGUAAUGUAUUCAUCGGUCCCAGUGGGAGUCAGACCCUUAACCUCAUCCUCAUAUCAUGGGCACUUCAAACACAAUCUACUCCUGAUUGGGCUGCAGCAGGCACAUCACACACAAAGGCUGCACAGUCCCAGUUGUACUCAAUCUAUAAUAGCACCCCUGCUGCACAAUGGAUUCAGACUCGCAGGAUCCCGUGUAACAGUAAAUUUAAAAAGCUCUACCUGUCAGACUACACGAGUGCAUAUUACUGCUGUCUUUAGCUAUGGGGGCGGAGAGAGAUGGAGAUGGAGUGAGAGGAGAAGAGAGAGGAAAAAGAGAGAAGCUGUCAGUAACCAUGGCAGCAGUUUUUUUUUCUUUUUUUCCCCCCCCAGUGAAAUCACCCAGUGAAAAAUUUGUAUUUGUUAAAGAUGCAGGAUGUAAAGCAGACGUCGCUGCGCUUUCAGAGCUGGUUGUCCAUUUUGUUGCUCUGAGGAUUCCCUUUUGUGUGAGCGUGGAGAUAAGAGCGCAAACAAUUAGCGCCAUCAGCUCGCAGUGAAUAAUAAGAGCUGCACACACUUACUGAAUUCAAAUCAGGCUGCUCUGCUAUUUGUACUGAAAACACACUCUUUCCAUUUUUUGCAAAGAACGCUUUUUUGGGGGGAUGUCAAGGCCAAAAUCUGUAUUUUUUUUCAAGGGAGUUUGUGUGUUUUUGCCCCCAUCUACCCCUUGUCUGGAUUAAAAAGUAAUGGACAGACCCCUAUGAGUGAAAUUAACACCCUUUUCACUCAAUUUCACUCCUAAAAUAACAGGAUUACAUGCCUUAAAGGUGUGUAACCCCUGACACAAUCUUCACACCCCACCUCUCCAUGCCAAUAUCCUUUUCUACUGGCAUGUACACUUACACAGGCAUAAAUUGUAUGCAGGUUUGCCAUACUGAGAGAAAGCCAUGUACAGAUGCAUUGCUCUGUUAAUAUGUAAUAAUCCACUCGACUGUUAAUAUCUUUUUUUAUCUAGGACAGAAGUUCUGUGUUAAGUAAGGAGGAGAUAUAAACUAGGGCAUGAAACCGCUGAAUCAAAUCGGCCUGCAGCUUUCCUGACAAAGCGAAAUUCAGUUGGCCAGCUGGUUUGUGAAUGGAGCUGUUGUUGUUUUUUUGUUGUUUUUUUAAUCUCGACUUUAUGACUGUUUCUGAGAAAAAGCUGUUAUAUAUGAUGGAGGACUAAAGGGCACAGGCCAGUCUUUCUGUAAUUUUAUGAGAUUAAAGUGCACUGGAGUUUGCAUGAAUGGAGUCAGUGCUCAAGUAAACAGCAAGAAUUGAAGAGGUCUUCUCCAAAAUGCUGUAAAUGCAUGAAAAAAAGUUAGACCUUCAAGGGACAGUUCGUUUUUUUUAAGCAGGGUUGUAUGGGGUACUUAUCUAUAGAUAGUAUAUUACAUACAGUAGAUGUCAGCUGGCAUGUCCCCAGUUUGGAGAAGCAGGCUGAAGUCUGACAAAGAAGUUAAGCAAUGUACUGCUGUGGAUGGGGGUCAGCAACAAAAGGUCAACAAAAAAUCAAUAUCAGUUUAAAUGUAUGCUAUUUUGUAAAGGGGUGAGUAUUUUCACCCCUUUACCUUUGUAUCAGAGGGAAGCCGUUAACAGCUCCUCUCCCCAUCUAUGUUCUCAUCAAAGUCACCAGACUCCAUUGAGAAAAACAGUAAUUUUUGCUUGUUGAACACAGGAGCUGCUGGUCUACCGCUGACUUGAUCAGUUUGCUAGUUUGUGUUAUUGUGUGACUUUGGUAGAUCCAAACUAACCUCUGUAAACACCAAAAUCAGACAACAACACAAACAAAAUAACUGUUCAAGGCAGCAGUAGACCAGCAGCUCCUGUGUCCAGCAAUGCUAAAUCGCUGUUUUUCUCAAUGGAGUCUGGCUUUGAAAACAGAAAUAUAACGGGGUUCAUUUUCACAUUAAAAAUUAUUGUUAUUUUAGGUGGCUAAAAUACAUUUUGUUGCUGACCCCCCCACAGCAGUAGAUUGCUUAGCUUAGCUUCCAGUCUGCUUCUCCAAACUGGGGGCAUGCUGACUGACAUCUACUGUAUGUAACACACUGUUGAUGAAUAAGUACCCAUGCAACCCCACCUCAAAAAAUCUGAAUUAUCCCUUGAAGUUCAUUAUCAUGUAUGUGAAAUGGAGAUGAUCCAGGUUGUUAAAGUGUCACCAUAUCCUCCCCUGAGAACUUAGGUUACACACCCGACUAUAAAAAUGUGUCACUGAAAAUGCAGAUGCCAUUUCCUGGUGCAUUUUGGAUCAAACCCCUCGUUCAAAUCUUGCUGGUUUUAUCAGCAACGGUGACCAAUUUGAUUUAUGUCUAGUGGCCAGACUGCUUGAUUACUGAACAUAAUUGUAAUACACUGUAUAAUAGCAUAGCAUUGCUAACGACACUUGAUGGAAACACGAAAAUCAGGACCGCAGUUUGAUAUUUAUCUAGAGUAUUUAUAGGAAUUAAUUUUAUGUAUAGGCUACUUAUUAUAUAUUGAUUACACAUCAUGACAAGGCACUUUUUAUACCAUAAACCAGUCAUAUUAUGUAGUUUUUACUGUCGAUGCUCAGCUACAUGAAGCUCCAGAAGACUUUUUGAGAUGGAAACUGGUUCAAGGUUGUAUGUAUGUACAGUCAGCAAUCCCAAAAAUGUAUGACAAUGUUUCUGAUAUGUUUUGCAUAGAGAGUAUUUUACUACUACAUGUUGAAAUUGACGUUGUGUUGAAAAAAAAAAAAACACUAGUCUUUCUGCAGUUUGUCACAAAAUUAUAAAUGUUGAAACCAUCUGAUAUAAAAAUGUUUUUAUUUUGUAACAAAAUCGUAACAACAGGGUGUUAACGCUACAGGUCUGGGAAAAUCUUGUUUUACUUUCCCAAAAUUUGCUUUUCAGGAACUUUGACUUUAAUCUUGAGGUAUCUCCUCUUGAGAAAACUUAAAAUGAAACAGAUGUGAGUGUAGCUGUCUGCAUUCAUAAAAACAUCUGUUACAUCUCAGAUCAAAGACAAUUUGGUCAAAUAUGUUUGAGGACUAAAUUGCAGGUAUCAGGUUUUCUCCGAACAGCGGCAUGUUUCUGGGAAAAAUAAGCAUUCCACACAAUUUAAGAGAUUUUUAUCGGAAUAUGUAUCGUACGUCUAUUUUUGGAUUGUGGUCUAGUGUUGUUUGUGCCUUAUAACUAUGACGAUUGUGCAUCUGAGUGUGUGUCUGUGCAUGUGUGUGAGUCCGUGAGUGUGUGUUUUGAUAUAGAUGAACUGUACAGAGCUGCUGUGAAGCAGAUCAGUUUCUCUGUUACUCUGGUUUUCUGCUUGUCACAUCUGUUUCUGUUUCAGUAAUUGUGUCUGUCUGCUCGUCCUCCUCCUGUCUGUCUUUUUCUAUUUACGUCUGUCCAUCUGAAUAUGUGUCCAAUCAGUGGUCUGAGCAGAUUUGGGUCAAGAAUAGUUUCUGUAAGUGCGGGCUGAGAAACAGCUCGAAAUUACCUUCCAGCUCCUUUAAACACCUGUUUUGUUUUAGUCUGCCUAAAGACAGCCUCAUUAUAAAGAAACACAAUACGUAACAUUAAAGAUGAUGCUUCUGCUCUCCUUGGGUUGCUGUAAUGACUGUAACAUUUGGAAUUAACCAUUGCCUUCCAAUGGAAAGCAGGAAAUUGUCCUUCACAUGAUGAUAACACAAGAAUUUGAAAACAAGAACCAGAUGUGUUUUUUUCUGAGUUCAUCUGUCCUGUAUUGAUUGAUGAUUUCACACAAUAUUCAUGAACAAACAAACAUUGUGGCCAUAAAAUCUACAUCUUAAUUGUCUGAGACAUUUCUAAAUGUGUCGUCACUUGAGAAAUUGAGAAAUCAGCUGUAGCAGAAAACUCAGCUGUAAAGUAUGUCAAUCGAACCCUGACAUAUAAAGUAUGAAGUCGAUUGAGGUUGGUGUUUAUAGGCAGCACAUCAUGGAGCACACAACAUUACGUUGAAGCAUCACAUUCUUGAGUCUUCCUUGUAAAGUAAUGUUUGUUUUAACGGUUACUAAAUACUGGAUGACACUUUAUUUGAAAAGCCCGGUGCUUAUACUCAACUAUCAACUUUUGUUUUCCACACCGAUACAGACAGUAUACCCCCAAACUUAAAUUUAAGUCACAUUCAUAUAUUAAACAUUUUCACUGAUGCAUUGUGGUUACAUCAUAAUAUGUUGAGUAUUAGCAUUAGGCAAUUAAAUUCAAGUGUGACCAAAUAUUGUAUAUAUAAUGUAAUAAUCAAAGUACUUCUGAAUCACUGAACUACUUGUUACUAGAAUGUUCAUAAUGUCCAUACUCUCUUACAGAAUAAACUCUAUGACUGUUUAA